Messenger RNA from Camellia sinensis, 921 nucleotides. The record is from RefSeq and is a predicted model, not a curated record. Lineage: Eukaryota; Viridiplantae; Streptophyta; Magnoliopsida; Ericales; Theaceae.
AUGCCUUUUGGGGUAACAAAUGCACUCGCAGUUUUUAUGGACCUAAUGAAUAGGGUCUUCAAACAAUAUCUUGAUGAAUUCAUUGUUGUGUUUAUUGAUGACAUUCUGAUUUACUCUAAAGACAGGAAGGAACAUGAGAACUAUUUGAGAACUGCCUUGCAGAUUUUGAGAGAAAAGGGGCUGAGAUUUGUGAAAGAUUUCUCAAAGCUUGCAAUGCCAUUAACACAAUUGACACAGAAGAAUGUACAGUUUGACUGGAAUGAUCAGCGUGAAUCAACUUUCCAAAAACUAAAGACCAGGCUGGUAACUGCACUAAUCCUAACCUUACCUAAUGGUACCGAUGGGUUUCAGAUUUACAGUGAUGCUUCAUAUAAAGGGUUGGGUUGUGUACUGAUGCAAAAUGGGAAAGUCAUCGCCUAUGCUUCUCGACAACUUCGUCCUCAUGAAAAGAAUUACCCGACACACGACCUUGAACUGGCAGCUGUAGUGUUCGCUUUGAAAAUCUGGCGGAAAGCUAAUACUGUGGCAGAUGCUUUGAGCCGAAAAUCAAUGGGAAGUUUAUCAUGCCUGCUUACCAGCCAGAGAGAACUGCUGUGUGAUUUGGAUAGGAAUGAAAUCGAGAUUGUGAUACGGGAACAAGGCGGAAUACUAGCCGCUAUCUCCGCUCAGCUUGCGAUCAUUGAAGAAAUCCGAGAAAGGCAACUUGAAGACGAAUACAUGAAAAAGAUCAUGGAAGAACUUGAUUCCAAGCUGAGGCUAGGGUUUGUAUUUGAAAAUAAUGUGCUGGAAUUUCAGAACUGUCUUUGUGUACCUGAUUAUGGUGACUUGAGAAAACGUGUGAUGACCGAAGCUCACAGCAGGACUCGAAGUUUGUAUCGAGGUUUUGGUAGAGUUUGCAACAGGCUUUGGGAACUGAAUUGA